Molecule: messenger RNA, 690 nt
Organism: Rubroshorea leprosula
Lineage: Eukaryota; Viridiplantae; Streptophyta; Magnoliopsida; Malvales; Dipterocarpaceae
Source: the annotation of a GenBank genome assembly
AAGACCCGAGGUGGAUUCUCGGGGUAGACACUCCAAUGCUUAAGUCAGCAAUAAUCAAAGCUACCAAUUAUGGAGUGCCUUCAAGGGGAUGUCCACGUGUUGGAUCCUCCAAGAAAUCAGGGGGACAGGUGUCGAACGUCGCAGGUGCUUCCCAUGAGAGACUGGUGCGUACGGAAUUGCUGUGGAGCAAGAGCAGAGGGGACGAGCUCGAGUGCGAUCGAGCUCGUCGCCCUUCAACUAGAUCGAGGCGGCUAGGUAGAGGUUGCUCCGACUGCAGUUGCGCACCACGGAAGGCUGCGAGGUGCGUGACUUUGGACUGCGCCUCUGGCCUCAUCUCACGACCUCCGUCGUCAUACUUCUGUUGUCUCAUGACCUCUGUCGUCACAUCUCUGCUAUCUCAUGACCUCUGUCGUCACACCUCUGCUAUCUCAUGACCUCUGUCGUCACACCUCUGCUAUCUCAUGACCUCUGUCGUCACACCUCUGCUAUCUCAUGACCUCUGUCUACCACCACUACAUAUAGAAAUUUGAUUUAUUCUAUGUUUUUCUUUCUUUUUCUAACUUUUGUUGACGGUGCCAGUGUUCAUCUUUUUGCUUUUCAAAUAUCAUCUAGUGGUACCUAUUAAGUUAACAGAAUUUGUCAUAACAAAUUAAUCAUUAGUGAGGCAAAUAAUGAACAUGGAUGUUCUAU